UGUUAUUUUAGAGACCCUCCAUGUUGGAUGUUCCAGCUCUGCUGCUGACCACUCUGGAGGAGUUCACUGAAGAACAGCUGAAGACAUUUCAGUCUAACCUGACUAGCGUCCAGCUGCCUGGCUUUCCUCUCAUCCCAGAGAGCCAGCUGGAGAACACUGACAGACAGGACACAGUGGAUCAGAUGGUGAAGAGAUACGGCCCUGAGAGAGCUGUGGAGAUCACACUGAACACAAUGAGGAAGAUGGACCUGGGUGAUCUUGCUGAGAAGUUAGAGAGAGAUCACAGAGGAGGUAAUUACAGGUGUUGUUCCUAGUCAGGAUGUUGAGUGUUUCAAAAAAAGAGUCCCAGCUUCUUUACUAUUUCGUUUUAUAACAUAGAAAUGAGGAUACAACAUCUAUGUUCCCUUUUGAUAACACAUCUCAGAAACGCAGGUAACACCUCUAUAAACGGUCAAUAUAGAGUUUGUCAUUUCAACUGUUUUCUCCUCAGUCCUACAGGCCCCCCAAAAAACGUUGAAGGAAAUGCCAAGUUCCACAUCUCAUAGUCCUCCUAGAACCCCAGGUAAGAGUGAAGGAGAUGGUCCUACAGAUGUAGGAUCUUCAUUUGAUCAUUAUUUUGUUGCUGAGAAUGUUCUUAUACGGCAAGAAAUGCAAACUUGUAGUGUAUUGGAGUUUUAAAAAGUUUUCUGAAGUUUGUAUUUUCCACUUGAAUUGACCUAACGAAAAAUGUAUCAACUCAAUAAUAUACAUAAUAGUUCACAUUUCCUGUUGCUGCAGGAUUAUUUUCCUGCUGAAGUAAACUGGCUCAAAUUAAGAUCCUACAUCUGUAUUUAAUACAAAGACAACUUUAAACCAAUAACUAACAAAAUUAGAUAUAUACACUAUUUCUGUGCAGAUUCUCCUCUUCUCCUGGAACCCAAUGAUCCCAUUGUUGGACAGGCCUUCACCUUGCCAUCAGCGACUGAUGGGACAAUGGAAGAAGAGAGCCAGGACUGUGUCAGAGUGCAUCUGUCUGACAGCUUACCUGAAGCCAUGGACGAGUUAAACAUCACAGAAUGUAGAGUAGUGGACCAGAGCCUGUGUACUACUGACCCUCACAUGGUAAGACCCUCACUAGAAAGAAAGAAAGAAAGAAAGAAAGAAAGAAAGAAAGAGAGAAAGAGAGAAAGAAAGAAAGAAAGAGCCGUUGAGUAUCUGAUUUUAUGGUGGAUUGUGGAGGAGGGGGGUUGAGUGUAUUGGAGUAUGUGAGUAUGUGCGUGUGUGUUUGUCCGGCAUCGGUUGUGGGGAGUUGGGGAUGUUGGAUGGGGGGGGGGGGGGGGGGGGUUGGGGUAUGGGAUGGACCACAGGAAUUAUUUGCUAGGAUAAUAAUUGCUUGUCAAUAAAUUAAAUGUAAUACAAUGGCAAUCCGGGUUAUAUGUUAAAAUCCUACGCAUGAACUGCCGACAUUAUUAUGCAUAUUAAUUGAUAAUGAUGGAAAAUAGGAUAUGCAUAAUUUUUUUUAAAUAGUUAUAUAUAUAUAUAUAUAGAGAGAGAGGUGACAGCAUUGGAAAUGCUUUUGGCGGUUAAUCUGCUUCUGUUUUGUGGGUGGCACUGUGUGCUGUUUUCGAUGGAUGGGUCCUGGCCUCUCGGGGCCUUAGGGAUCCGGAGGGACGUGGGUGGGAAGUUGAUCACUGGGAUGACGGCUCAACUUGGGAUGGGGAGGGGCUUUAGCGUGGGAUUUAGUGGAGAACAAUUGAAGGGUUACUCAGUUGCAAUGCAAAUAUCACGGUACAGCUAUAUGGACACUCAAUCAUUACGGUAUUUUUUAUUGGUAAAUUUACAAACAUAUAUAAUAAUAAAUAGACUUCAAACUUGUAUCUCAUUAUGGUGUAUGUUGAAAUUAGUAUAGCCAGUUAUAAUUGUAAUGGCUUAGCUGAUAAUAACAAAAGAAGAACAAUAUUUACAUGGCUCAAAGAGAAGGAAUAUAAUAUAUAUUGUAUACAGGAAACUCAUUCAACAAUUCGAGAUGAAGUUGCGUGGAAAAGGAAUGGGGUGGGGGAAUAUACUUCUCCCAUGGGCAAAGAAAUUCAAAAGGGGUGAUGAUAUUAAUUAAUAGUAAUUUCGAUCCGAAUGUGCAAAUUGUUCAAAUAGAUAUGCAAGGUAGAUGGAUUAUUUUAAAUAUGUUAUUGGACCAUAAACAGAUAUGGCUCAUUAACCUUUACGGACCAAAUAAUGAUGAUCCACACUUCUUUGACAAUAUAUAUAAUAAAUUAUCAACCCUGCAAGCAAUUCAAGACAAUAUUAUUAUGGUGGGGGAUUAUAAUACUGUUUUAAAUAGCUCAAUGGACCGUAAAGGAAAUCACACCACAAACAAUCACCCACAUGCUCUUAAGGAAAUUGUGAAUGUCAUGGAUACAUUAGAACUAGUAGAUAUAUGGAGGCUUAAAUAUACUGAUCUAGUGAGAUAUACAUGGUGGAGACUCAAUCAAGCUAGUCGUAUUGACUUCUUUCAAAUCUCAUUCUCGUUGGCACCAAAAGUUUAAAAAGUGUUGAUAGGGGACAGAAUGCGGUUGGACCAUCAUAUAAUUGUCACGUUCAUUGACGGAAGAAGCGGACCAAGGCGCAGCGUGAUAAGCGUACAUUCUUUAUUUGUGUACACAACAUGAACCAAAACAAUAAACACGAUACGUGAAGUCCUAGGUUACAACACAAACCUUUCGGAACAAGAUCCCACACAGACUGGUGCCAAACGGCUGCCUAAGUAUGGUCCCCAAUCAGAGACAACGAACUACAGCUGCCUCUGAUUGGGAACCACCCUGGCCAACAUAGAUCUACAUGAUCUAGAAACUGAAACAUAGAAAACUAAACAUAGAAACUAAACACCCUGGCUCAACAUUUAAGAGUCCCCAGAGCCAGGGCGUGACAGUACCCCCCCCCCCCCCCCCCCCAAAGGCGCGGACUGCGACCGUGCCACACAAACACAAGAGGGUAGGGGCCGGAUGGGCAUACCACCUCGGAGGCGGAUCCGGCUCCGGGCGUGACCACCACUCUCUCUCCACCCCCCCGUUGCGCCCUUGGUCUGGUCUGGCCCCGCUGGCCGGAGCUGGACUGGACACCGGUGGAACGGAUUGCUCUUGCUCCGGAGUGGAGCCGUGCCGGACUGACGACGCGCACCACUGGCUUGGUGCGGUGAGCAGAAACGGGCCGGACCGGGCUGACGACGCGCACCACUGGCUUGGUGCGAGGGGCAGGAACAGGCCGGACCGGGCUGGCGACGCGCACCACUGGUUUGGUGCGGGGAGCAGGAACAGGCCGGACCGGGCUGGCGACGCGCACCACAGGCUUGGUGCGGGGAGCAGGAACAGGCCGGAACAGGCCGGACCGGGCUGGCGACGCGCACCACAGGCUUGUUGCGGGGAGCAGGAACAGGCCGGGCCGGGCUGGCGACGCGCACCACAGGCUUGGUGCGGGGAGCAGGAACAGGCCGGACCGGGCUGGCGACGCGCACCACAGGCUUGGUGCGGGGAGCAGGAACAGGCCGGGCCGGGCUGGCGACGCGCACCACAGGCUUGGUGCGGGGAGCAGGAACAGGCCGGACCGGGCUGGCGACGCGCAACACAGGCUUGGUGCGGGGAGCAGGAACAGGCCGGACCGGGCUGGCGACGCGCACCACAGGCUUGUUGCGGGGAGCAGGAACAGGCCGUGCCGGGCUGGCGACGCGCACCACAGGCUUGGUGCGGGGAGCAGGAACAGGCCGGACCGGGCUGGCGACGCGCACCACAGGCUUGGUGCGGGGAGCAGGAACAGGCCGGGCCGGGCUGGCGACGCGCACCACAGGCUUGGUGCGGGGAGCAGGAACAGGCCGGGCCGGGCUGGCGACGCGCACCACAGGCUUGGUGCGGGGAGCAGGAACAGGCCGGACCGGGCUGGCGACGCGCACCACAGGCUUGGUGCGGGGAGCAGGAACAGGCCGGGCCGGGCUGGCGACGCGCACCACAGGCUUGGUGCGGGGAGCAGGAACAGGCCGGGCCGGGCUGGCGACGCGCACCACAGGCUUGGUGCGGGGAGCAGGAACAGGCCGGACCGGGCUGGCGACGCGCACCACAGGCUUGGUGCGAGGGACAGGAAAAGGCCGGACCGGGCUGGCGACGCACACCACUGGCUUGGUGCGGGGACCAGGAACAGGCCGGACCGAACUGUGGAGACGGACUGGAGGUCUGGAGCGGAGAGCUGACACAACCCGUCCUGGCUGAAUGCCUAUUUCCACACAAUCUGUGUGAGGCAUCAGCACAGGACGUACAGGGCUGUGCACUCGUACUGGCACUACAGCACGUGGCACUGGCGCAGGAUAUCCGGGACCGAGGAGGGGUACUGGAGGCCACAAGCGUUGAGCCGGCACACUCCGUCCUGGCUGCAUGCCCACCUUAGCACGACACGUGCGUGGUGCUAGCACAGGACGUACAGGACUGUGCCGGAACACUCGCGGCACAGUACGUGGCUCCGCAUAACACGGAACCUGCCCAGUCUCACGCUGCCUAGCCUGAGUACGGGGAGUUGGCUCUGCUCUACCUCUAAGCUCCGCCAACCACCCUUCCAGCCCCCCAAACCUGGUGGCCUCCUCUCCUAGUCCGCCGAUUCGUCCUGUAGCUGCCUCCAGCAGCCCCGUCGUCCACGCCGUGUGCCCCCCCCCCCCAAAAAAAAAUGUCCUGGGGUUGCUUCUCGCGUGUCCAUCGUCGGCACGGUUGGCGCCGUUUCUUCUCUCCUGCCUGGGCAUUACUUUUGCCCAUGGCCCUCUGCCCGCGAGUAUCUCCUCCCAUGACCACCAUUCGCCCACCAGACACAUCGCCAACUUCUCCUCCUGGGCAUGCUGCUUGGUCCUCUGAAGGUGGGAUCUUCUGUCACGUUCGUUGACGGAAGAAGCGGACCAAGGCGCAGCAUGAUAAGCGUACAUUCUUUAUUUGUGUACACAACACGAACCAAAACAAUAAACAAACGAUACGUGAAGUCCUAGGUUACAACACAAACCUUUCGGAACAAGAUCCCACACAGACUGGUGCCAAACGGCUGCCUAAGUAUGGACCCCAAUCAGAGACAACGAACUACAGCUGCCUCUGAUUGGGAACCACCCUGGCCAACAUAGAUCUACAUGAUCUAGAAACUCAAACAUAGAAAACUAAACAUAGAAACUAAACACCCUGGCUCAACAUUUAAGAGUCCCCAGAGCCAGGGCGUGACAAUAAUUGGCAUUUACAUUACUUUUACUGAAUUUCCACGUGGGCGAGGAUAUUGAAAAUGUAAUCAAAGCCUAUUGGAUGAUAAUUUAUUUGUAAUUAGAACAAAGGAAUUUAUAACUGACUUUUUCCGACAUAACAUAGGUACAGCAAAUACACUUAUUGUAUGGGACACCUUUAAAUGUGCCUUUUAGAGGCCAUGCAAUUCAGUACUCAUCUCGAAAACAAAAGCAAUUUAGGUCAAAAGAGUUUAUACUAACAAAGGAAAUAGAAAGUCUAACAGAACAGAUAGAAGGCUCAGAAUAAAUUAGAGGAAAAACAAAAAGAAAUUGAGAAACUUAUUCAAGAAAGAUCAUAUUAUAUUUAUAUAUAAAAAUAAAGCAAACUGGAUGGAAUAUGGGGAAAAAUUCACAAAAUUAUUUUUUUUUCUUCAACAUAGGAAUGCUACCAAAAAUAACUUCAUGAAACUGGUUACAAUUGACGGAGUCACCCAUGAUUCACCUAAUUAUAUUUUGAAGGAGGAAGCAAAGUACUUUAAGCAUAUGUUUUCUUUUCAGUCGCCUCCAUCUCCUCUAACUGAAGCUAAUUGUAGAGAUUUUUUUUCUAUUGAUAAUGUAAAAUUAACAGCCAUACAGAAAGACUCAUGUGAAGAUGAAAUUACAGAGGAGGAACUUCUGGAUGCAAUUAAAGACUUUAAGUCUGGGAAAACUCCACGGUUGGAUGGCAUACCAGUCGAGGAAUACCAAACCUUUUUUGAUAUACAGUGGGGGAAAAAAGUAUUUAGUCAGCCACCAAUUGUGCAAGUUCUCCCACUUAAAAAGAUGAGAGAAGCCUGUAAUUUUCAUCAUAGGUAAACGUCAACUAUGACAGACAAAAUGAGAAAAAGAAAUCCAGAAAAUCACGUAGGAUUUUUAAUGAAUUUAUUUGCAAAUUAUAGUGGAAAAUAAGUAUUUGGUCAAUAACAAAAGUUUCUCAAUACUUUGUUAUAUACCCUUUGUUGGCAAUGACACAGGUCAAACGUUUUAUGUAAGUCUUCACAAGGUUUUCACACACUGUUGCUGGUAUUUUGGCCCAUUCCUCCAUGCAGAUCUCCUCUAGAGCAGUGAUGUUUUGGGGCUAUCGCUGGGCAACACGGACUUUCAACUCCCUCCAAAGAUUUUCUAUGGGGUUGAGAUCUGGAGACUGGCUAGGCCACUCCAGGACCUUGAAAUGCUUCUUACGAAGCCACUCCUUCGUUGCCCGGGCGGUGUGUUUGGGAUCAUUGUCAUGCUGAAAGACCCAGCCACGUUUCAUCUUCAAUGCCCUUGCUGAUGGAAGGAGGUUUUCACUCAAAAUCUCACGAUACAUGGCCCCAUUCAUUCUUUCCUUUACACGUAUCAGUCGUCCUGGUCCCUUUGCAGAAAAACAGCCCCAAAGCAUGAUGUUUCCACCCCCAUGCUUCACAUUAGGUAUGGUGUUCUUUGGAUGCAACUCAGCAUUCUUUGUCCUCCAAACACGACGAGUUGAGUUUUUACCAAAAAGUUAUAUUUUGGUUUCAUCUGACCAUAUGACAUUCUCCCAAUCCUCUUCUGGAUCAUCCAAAUGCACUCUAGCAAACUUCAGACGGGCCUGGACAUGUACUGGCUUAAGCAGGGGGACACGUCUUGCACUGCAGGAUUUGAGUCCCUGGCGGCGUAGUGUGUUACUGAUGGUAGGCUUUGUUACUUUGGUCCCAGCUCUCUGCAGGUCAUUCACUAGGUCCCCCCGUGUGGUUCUGGGAUUUUUGCUCACCGUUCUUGUGAUCAUUUUGACCCCACGGGUGAGAUCUUGCGUGGAGCCCCAGAUCGAGGGAGAUUAUCAGUGGUCUUGUAUGUCUUCCAUUUCCUAAUAAUUGCUCCCACAGUUGAUUUCUUCAAACCAAGCUGCUUACCUAUUGCAGAUUCAGUCUUCCCAGCCUGGUGCAGGUCUACAAUUUUGUUUCUGGUGUCCUUUGACAGCUCUUUGGUCUUGGCCGUAGUGGAGUUUGGAGUGUGACUGUUUGAGGUUGUGGACAGGUGUCUUUUGUACUGAUAACAAGUUCAAACAGGUGCCAUUAAUACCGGUAACGAGUGGAGGACAGAGGAGCCUCUUAAAGAAGAAGUUACAGGUCUGUGAGAGCCAGAAAUCUUGCUUGUUUGUAGGUGACCAAAUACUUAUUUUCCACCAUAAUUUGCAAAUAAAUUCAUUAAAAAUCCUACAAUGUGAUUUUCUGGAAUUUCUUUUCUCAUUUUGUCUGUCAUAGUUGACGUGUACCUAUGAUGAAAAUUACAGGCCUCUCUCAUCUUUUUAAGUGGGAGAACUUGCACAAUUGGUGGCUGACUAAAUCCUUUUUUUCCCCACUGUAUGUCGCACAUGCAGCUAACAAAAACGUAUGGAAAUGUCUGCUCUACCCAAAAUUACAACCAAAUAAUUGCAGCCUUACCGCAAAAGUGGAAGAGGAAAGUGGAACGGGGAGAAAGUAAGGAACUUGUCUGUUGGCCUUGCAUUAAAUAACAUAAUUGGUUAAGGAAAACUGUGAUAAAUAAAACAGUAUAUCAGUUUCACUUAAGGACCAAAGGAUUGACAGCCGUCCCAUAUAAAUUGCAAAAUAGUUGGGAAGAGAUUUUUGACGUACCGAUCCCAUGGCAUAGUGUUUAUGAACUGACACGCAAAACGACACCAGAUUCAAAAAUUUGAAUCUUUCAAUUUAAAUUAUUAUAUAAAAUUCUUGCUACCAAUAGAAUGUUAUUUAUAUGGGGGAUACAAUCUUCCCAGCUCUGCAGAUUUUGCUGUGAAGAGACAGAGUCAUUAGAUCAUUUGUUUUGGUUCUGUCCAUUUGUAGCUUGUUUUUGGACACAGGUCCAGGAAUGGCUAAAGGAUUGCAAUAUUUACCUGAAGCUAACCUUGCAGAUAGCAUUACUGGGUGAUCUGAAAAGUCAUAGUCAAUCGAUCAAUAAUGUAAUAAUACUUUUAGCAAAAAUGUUUAUUUUUAAUUCACAAUCUGUAGAAGCAAUGAGAAUAGAAAGGUUCAGAACUUUUGUAAAACAUCACAGUACAGUUGAAAUAUAUAUGGCAAAUAUAAAUCCUAUAUGGAUGGUGUUAAAAGAUAGAUGGGAGGUAUUGAAUGGAGUUGAAGGAUGGGACUAAUAACAAAUAACAAUAAAUAAUAACAAGAUAACUAAUAAUGUAAGCAUACUGUGUCCAUAAUAAGUAUAUAGAUUGUAUGUUGGGAGCUUUUGGGAAAGAGCACAGUUAGAAAGAUAUGGCAUAUAGAAGCAAACCGGAUGGACAUCAUGAAAAAUAAUCGGAGAGGUUGAGAGUAGAAGAAGUUCAGGAGCAAAAACAAAUAAAAUAUAAUUAUUGUAAAAUUGAAUGUGUUCAUAAGGUGUAGAUAGUAAGUAUAGGCUGGAAGUAGAGGCCUGGGCAUUGUUGUUCACUAAUUUACCCCAAGUAGGGAAAGGAUGGUGGGGUUGAAAAGUAAUAAAGGGGAGUAUAUAUAUAAAAAACAUGGGGGAUUGGAAGUGAUGCAGACAAUUACAUUGAUGGAAGUUACAAUCUAUCUGCAAUAUUAAGCUGAUCUACCCCCACAAAAACAAAGAAAGAAAGAAAGAAAGAAGAGAGAGAAAGAAAGAAAGAAGAGAGAGAGAAAGAUAGACAAGUUGAAUAUGUUUCUAUUAAACUACUCUUCAAACCCUUUAAAAUCUAUUGUUUUUACAUUUUAGAGGUCUCCUGAAAACUUUGAACCAGAAAUCUACGAUCGUGAGGACAAGGGAGCAUACAGGUAACUCAGUAUUAUUUUACUUGUUUUCUCAUGAAUAGUUUGUAAGGACAAUGCCUCAUUUUUCAAAUCAUAUUCAGGAAAUGUAAUUAAAAUGUCAUUCUUCACCAUUGUUUGUUCUACAGGUUCCAGUGCCUCCGUUCAGGUCUGUGUCAGUGCAGUAUAACAGGCCUGGUGUUUAGGAUGGAGGGAGAGGGAGAGGUGCUCUAUAGGACAGUCCCCUGGAACAGGAGGCUUCUAGCCAAGAGAGGCAAGAGACCUGCAGGACCCCUGUUCAACAUUGACUGCUCUCAGAAGUCUGUCUGUCAACUACACCUCCCACACUGUGAGAUUCAUUCUGGUAAGUAAUACAUUUCCAGGGAGGUUAUAGACUACGUAUUCUUAAUCACCAUCAGUAGCAUCACUACUCCACUACUUGGUUGUUAUUGUCAUCUGAACAGAAGACUAAUGUUCUCUUUCUCUCCUAGAGGGUGGAUGUGACUUCCUGUCUGUAGCCCAUGAGACUGAUGAUGACAGUAUGGAGUUUCUCCGUCCCCAUGAGACAACAGAAACUCAUGUCAUAUUAAACAUCAAUGGAUUCAGCAAAUAUGGCAUCACCAAGGAUAUGGAAGCCCCUGUCUCUCCUAUCCGUGGUCUGGUGCUACUAUUUUACCAACUCCCAGAUGAUACAAAUAAUUCCACCCUAAAUGUGUUGUUGCUGCCCAGAAAUGUUGACAUUGAUGAGGUAAGUAGAUUAGAGUUGUCAAACUCUUCUUUCGUUGGAAUUCUAUCAAACUCGUACUGUUGAACUCACCUUUUGCCUUAUUUUGGGGUGGAACGUAACACUAAAUGGUGAAUCCAAACCUGGGGGGUCUCUCGCUCACCAACCCAACAUCUUAACCAUUACAUCAAGACGAUACCCUCAAGGUCCGAGGGCGACAUUUGGGCUUCCAUGUUUCAGGCAGGGCUUACUGUCACGACUUCCUCCGAAGCUGCUUCCUCUCCUUGUUCGGGCAGGCUUCGGUGUUCGUCGUCACCGGCCUUCUAGCCACUGCCUCUCCUCAUCUCAUCAUUCCAUUUGUUUUGUCUUGUUUAUUACACACACCUGGUUUCAAUUCCCCUCAUCAGUACCUGUAUAAGUGUUUCCUCUGCCCCCUUGUCUUUGUGUGUGAUUGUUUAUUGUGGAGGUUAUAUGAGCUCGGUGGAGCGCCUUGUACCUUGUAUCGACAUAUAUACAGAAUAAACCUUUAUUCUGUGAUUUACCCUCCUGCGCCUGACUCCGUCCAAAUCACACGCCACAGCUACCUCACCAUGACAGUGUGUUCCAAACCAUUUUCAAUCCUCUCAAGGUGUGUGAGAAAAGGAGGAGAAGGAAUGGAGACAGAGAAAAAUACAUUGAAAUAAAUCCUAACUGUAGACUAACCCCGGACCAAGAAUACACCCUCUCCACCGAUCUUACAGAUGAACAUCACAUAGAUCCAGAGGUAGGCUAAUAUAUAUAUAACAUGAGCUAGAGAGAGAGAGAGAGGAAAUGUGUUAACACAUGUCAAUUAUUUUUGUUAUGCUACCUUGAUAAGAAAUAGAAAUCACGUACAAUUCUGUUUGACUUGAUACUUAUGCAUUUUUUCCAGGAAGCAGAGUUUGUGGAUUAUGAUUCCUAUACAAACUACAUGCCAACAUUCCUGUUGCGUUUAAAAACUGUUGUUGAAGAAGUUAAUCUUCUUCUGGAAGAACAUGACGGUCCUGAAAAUGAAUGUGUAUGGAACCGCCUUGUUUCACUACCAGGUAACUGAAAUUCAGAGAGAGUAGGAGUUACUAUAGAACUAGUAGUAAUAGUAGCAUUUUACAUUUACAUUUUACAUUAGUAGCAAUCAUCAUAAUAGUAUGGUAGUAGUGCUGUUGUUGAUUUAAUCUAAUUAUGAUACAAUUGAUUAUUUCACCAUAUAAAUGUAGUACAUCACCUUCUCUUUUAAUCCACAGCCUCACCAACAGAAGUGAAGUCUACAGGUAACUGGUCUCAUCAAACCUUAUACUUGUCUUAGUCUCAUCAACUCACAAUUCAAUUGGGAACAACUCAUAUUCUCCUAAUGGUUCUGUGUUGUGCGCCAUUUGAUUUGACCUGCGGUUUAACCUCAUAAACUGCACCAUAAACUUAAACGACUAUAUUCUUUAUGGUCUGUCACUUAUUUUGUUAAAGGUCAUGCACAGUCAAAAUCAUGUUUUUCAUGAAAUGUGAUGAUAUUCGGAUUAAAUCAGAUCAAAGUAGGAUGACCAAAGUAUGAAAAAUGACUGUUGCUUCUGCAUUGAUAAAGUUAUCAUAAAGUUACUCAUCCUCUCCCCCAUGUCAACCACUUGGAUUCAGGAGCUGGGAUUAUUAAAGGAUUUUUGUGACAUUAUUUUCUUACCUAAUUAAAAUAAGUACCGCCUUGUAACCAACAUCGCAGAAGGCGUAUUCGCAGAGGGGUGUGGUUUACAUAGCAGCGUGUUCGAUGAAUAGGGGAAACCUGUAAUUAUAUUUUCUAAGGCAAAUAUACUUAUAGGUUUCCGCUUUCAUUUGUGUCUGGUGUUAGCUAGUUACUGGCUAGCUAGGUCUUUCACCAGCAUGGAACAAAAAUGGAGGAAGGUUAGCCCAAAACUCAGACACAAUUGUCAUGUCAUUACAUCAAGAGACAAACAUGAGAUUCAUACAAACUUCUUGACAUCAUUGAUAGUCAUGAUAUAUGACAUAUUAAGUAAUUAACAUUGUCUGACUGAGUGGACAAAACAUUAUGAACACCUGCUCUUUCCUGACAUAGACUGACCAGGUGAAUCCAGGUGAAAGCUAUGAUCCCUUAUUGAUGUAACUUGUUAAAUCCACUUCAGUCAGGGGAGGGGAUGGGUUAAAGAAUGAUUUUUAAGGCUUGAGACAAUUGAGACAUGGAUUGUGUAUGUGUGCCAUUCAGAGGGUGAAUGGCCAAGACAAAAUAUUUAAAUGCCUUUGAACGAGAUAUAGUAGUAGGUGCCAGGCGCACCGGUUUGUGUCAAGAUCUGCAACGCUGCUGGGUUUCCACCACCCAAAGGACAUCCAGUCAACUUGACACAACUGUGUGAAGCAUUUGAGUCAACAUGGGCCAGCCUCCCUGUGGAACGCUUUCGAAACCUUGUAGAGUCCAUGCCCCGACGAAAAGAGGCUGUUCUGAGGGCAAAAGGGGGGGUGUAACUCAAUAUUAGGAAGGUGUUCUUAAUGUUUUGUACACUCAGUGUGUGUAUAUAUAUAACUUACCCAGACCUCACCCUGUAAAGUUUCAACAAAAAUUGUCCAAGAUGAUCUAUCUAGCUAGCUUGAUAAACAGUGCUGAAAAUUCCAUUUGGGCUAUCUAGCUAAAUGAUAUAGCAACCAUUAUUUCUAUAUUGAUGCUUUUACAAUAACCAAACAGGAUAAACAAAUAAUUUGUGAAACCAUGAUAUGAGUUGCUUUGUGUAUCAGCAAAUUAUCUUGAGACAAUCUCAUUGCAACACUGCGUCCAUGUUGCUUUACAUAGGCGGUUUCAAAGAACUGUCAGUCAAGGUGAGCUCCCCGCCCACUCAGUCUGUCUUUUCAGACUUCCUGGUAGUUUCACAUGAGAUAAACUUUUUAUCGGGGAAAAAUAUUGUUGUGUCAGGAGUUGCUAUGGUAGGUGUGGUGUGGAAUCAGGCGCAGGAGGCAGAAGUAAAGUCCAACAAAAAUACUUUAGUAGAUAUCACAAUAAAUAUCCAAAACCAGCCCGGAGCCGAGAGAAGCGCGCACAGGCGUAAACAAACGGGCGCAAUCAACAAGUGCGUAAUCUACUCCUAAAACACAAACAAGGAGGAAAGCACAAAAUAGCGCACCAAAAUACAUGCAGCGCAGCAACACGACAUGGAACAUAUUUAUUCUCACUGAAGGCAACACGAACAAAACAAUGAACGAUACGUGACAGUUCACGGUUACCAUAAACAGACUCGAAACAAAAACCCACCAACACGAAUGAAAACCCGACUGUUUAAAUAUGGCUCCCAAUCAGAGACAACCAGCUGACACUCGUUGCCUCUGAUUGGGAGUCACUCAGACCAACAUAGAAAUAAGUAACCUAGACCCACAACAAAAACAUAGAAACUAACACCCUGGCUCAACAUACGAGAGUCCCCCGAGCCAGGGCGUGACAGUACCCCCCCCAAAGGCGCGGACUCCGACCGCGCCAACGAAACACAACAGGGGAGGGACCGGUUGGGCACUCCGCCUAGGCGGCGGAUCCGGCUCCGGGCAUGAUCCCCACUCGCUCUCUAACCCCCCCAAAGUACCCCUGGUCCGGUCUGGUCCUGCUGACCGGAGCUGGACUGCACACUGGUGGAGCGGAUUGCUCUAGCUCCGGCGUAACGCAUCUGACCGGCGCCGGACCAGGCACCAGUGGAACAGGCACGUGCCGUGCCGGACCGACGAUGCACACCACUGGCUUGGUGUGGGGAACAGGCACGGGCCGUGCUGAACUGACGACGCACACCACUGGCUUGGUGUGGGGAGCAGGAGCGGGCCGGACAGGGCUGACGAAACGCACCACAGACUUGGUGCUGGGAGCAGGAAUGGGCCGGACUGGGCUGGCGAUGCGCACCACAGACCUGGUGCGGAGAGCAGGAACGGGCAGAGCCGGGCUGACGAGACGCACCACAGGCUUGGUGCGGGGAGCAGGAAUGGGCCGGACUGGGCUGGCGACACGCACCACAGACCUGGUGCGGGGAGCAGGAACGGGCAGAGCCGGGCUGACGAGACGCACCACAGACUUGAUGCGGGGAGCAGGAAUGGGCCGGACUGGGCUGGCGACGCGCACCACAGACCUGGUGCGGAGAGCAGGAACGGGCAGAGCCGGGCUGACGAGACGCACCACAGACUUGGUGCGGGGAGCAGGAACAGACCGGACCGUACUAGGGACACACACCACUGGCCCUACACCGGGAUCUGGAACGGGCCGGACCGGACUGGUAACACACCCCAGUACCUCUCGCCGUGCCUCUACACCUUCCAUCCCCUCUUCUACCAGUGGCCCCCGUAACCUGGCGGCCUCCUCUGCAACCCCGCUGGACCGCUCCAUAGCGGCCUCCUGCUGCCCCGACGUCGUGUGUAAUUCUGUCAGGAGUUGCUAUGGUAGGUGUGGUGUGGAAUCAGGCGCAGGAGGCAGAAGUAAAGUCCAACAAAAAUACUUUAGUAGAUAUCACAAUAAAUAUCCAAAACCAGCCCGGAGGCGAGAAAAGCGCGCACAGGCGUAAACAAACGGGCGCAAUCAACAAGUGCGUAAUCUACUCCUAAAACACAAACAAGGAGGAAAGCACAAAAUAGCGCACCAAAAUACAUGCAGCGCAGCAACACGACAUGGAACAUAUUUAUUCUCACUGAAGGCAACACGAACAAAACAAUGAACGAUACAUGACAGUUCACGGUUACCAUAAACAGACUCGAAACAAAAACCCACCAACACGAAUGAAAACCCGACUGUUUAAAUAUGGCUCCCAAUCAGAGACAACCAGCUGACACUCGUUGCCUCUGAUUGGGAGUCACUCAGACCAACAUAGAAAUAAGUAACCUAGACCCACAACAAAAACAUAGAAACUAACACCCUGGCUCAACAUACGAGAGUCCCCCGAGCCAGGGCGUGACACCAGUGCACCAGAGUAGCACAGUCAAGUUGUUGAUAGAUUAUAUUCUCAGUGAUGUCACCUUGCCUGAGACCUGACCAAGAUGAUUAAACAUUCACAAUGUUCCUGAUAAUUCUUCCACUUUCAGAUAUAUAAAAAUAUUCCUCCUUUAUAUUGGGAGACUAUAAAGAAUAGAGUCCCUGAUCUUGUAGUCUGCAGCCAGUGUACCAGAGUAACACAGGUAGGUUGUCUGGUAGACAGUAGCCUCACAGUGAUGUCACCUUGCCUGAGACCUGGGGCUCAUUCAAGACCGUUAAACUUUCACAAUGUUGCAGAUAGCCUAUCUUGUUAGAUAAGACAUCCUUAACUUUUCAUGUGGUGUGAAAAUGGUUGAUGUCCUUUGUAAGCAUUACAUGAUCUGCAUUUGAAAAACUCGUAAUGUUUCACACUAUGGCACAGAACCCCCGGAGUUAACUGUGACCCCCUUCCUCUCCCCUCCUUGGGAAUGUAAUACAUUAUUCACUCAUGUUGUGUUGAGGCUGCACAUUCAGACAUUCAUUUGUCAACUUCUCCUUUAACUCAAUAGCCAGUUUGUUCUGGCCCAUCUUCCUCAGGAUCUCCAGUGUGAUCUUCACAGUGCCGUCGUCAAGGUAUCGCUGCACCAUCAUAUCCACUGUGGCCUCUUUGGUAGCGUUCUCCAACUGGCUCUUUGGGAUUGAAGGAAAAUCCUCCACUCCCUGACUCAGGUGCCACUGGAAUGUCUCCAGCUGUUCUGAGACCAGCUCUGCCAGAGUGCCCAGCAGCAGAUAAGAAACAUGUGUUGUUGUCCCUAGAUACAGAAACAUAAAACAAUGAGAACUAUAACAUGUGACAUCAUAAUAACUAAAAUAAACAGUCCUGACGGAUCUGAAUUCUCCUUGUAUGUUUAAGUAGGUAAACAAGUUCCCUGUUGUGUGUGAUGAUGCCAUCUUGCUGAGUCUACCUUUAAUAAUUGCAAUCGAAGACAUUCAAAAUGUUUAUGGUUUUGAAGAUUGUGCCAAUACACUGACUUCCUGUUAGCAGUUUGUCCCAUGGCUAUGUAGAGCUGGUGAGUAUGGGUGUCUCUGUAGUGGGAGACUGCACCUUAUUGAGGUGAAUAUAUCUAAAUGAAUGUAUUUGUAUUUCUAUUGCUAUAUCAGAGCACUUGGUUACUAUAGUAACUCUAUGCACACUAUCUUUAGUAACUCAUGUUUUCUUUCGAUUGUGUUUAGGAUCCUAAAAAAAGAUACACGAUUGUUUUCGCUGCAAUAAUCAGACAUGAAGGAACUCUUACACAACUAACUCUCCCGGGGAAGACAGGAAAUGAUAUUUACCUGCUGUAGCGCCACCUUGUGGUGUAGCUGUAGAUACAAAAAUAUAACUUGUUAAAGGUCGCGAACAGUCAUUCUGAGUCAGUAAAAUAGCCUUUUGAGUAACAAGGUUUCCAUCCAACCAAUUCAUGCGGAUGAAUUACCUGACGCAUGAAAAAAGUCACGACCGGGCUGAUAAAACAGGAAAUGCUGGUACACUUUUAUAAAUGCAGACAGACAAUUAGUUCAUUUGACAUGGUGGGAUCUUUUUGUGUCGGGAAAAUGUAUUAUGCGAGAAAUGGGAGUGCCAAAACGCCUUUAUACGCAAAUAUGUAUAUAAUAAUCAACAUAUCGGAGUAAAUUUGGAGUCACGCCAUAUGUUGUGUGGUCCUCCCAUUAAGACUUGGGAAAGCAUGCAGUUCAGGCUUCAGAUGAAAUAAGUUAUGAUAAACUUCACAGGGUGGUGAAUAUGCAAGGUGAUGAGCUUUAUGCUCCUUUCCAAUAAAUAUCGAGGGUCUUAUUCUGGUGACAUUUUGAACUAUGCUUUGCUGCCGUUUGACUAAUACAAAUAAUAUCGCUCUUAUCCAUAAUAAUCUCAUAAUGUAGGUAGCCGACCUGCACUGUAUCUAGCUGUUGGCUAGAGCGCACGUGCCAAGACCAGAGUGGGCACAUUUGUUAUAAUGCAACAGUUUUUGUGACAAAACCAUCAGUAGAGUUGAAAAUGCGUUGGAAACCCAUUUAACUUAUAUUUUUCAUUCAGUACAUGGGAAUUAAUUUUUAUGUGCACUACGCCAAGUUAUUUCUAUGUGCAGUACGUCACCACGCUCAGCAUUUUAUCCGCAAUAGAGCUCGCUAGCUUGUAGUCCUAAAACCCGGAAAUGAGUUACCUCUGGUUCGUUCAGCCAUCCCUAUGGAAAGAAUAGGGUUUUGGUAUGAAUGUCCAAAAUAAGUCCGAAAUUAACACAGCCUUAGGAGAUGUUAUACGUUUUGUUUUAUGAGAUAAUAUCAGUCAGUCAACAUUACCUUUAUGAAUUAUGAAGCCUUUAUGAUUUGUGUUUAAUAUUACUACAUAAAUGUUAAAAAAUUCACAAAAAGUUACUUUAGCUGAUAAAGAUUAUCUCAUAGAACAAAAAGUAUAAGCUCUCCUAAGCCUGUGUUUACCGCAGACCUUACUUUCGGCAAUUAUCGAAAAACUUUACAAAAACGCCAUUCAUUUCCCCAUUGGCUUUUCCCAACGAACCAUGGCGGAGUUGGUUACAACAAAAAGACGCCAUCACUAUUGCUCUCUAUAAAUCAGUUUGAUGGAAACACAUCUCUGGUGGGAAAAUGUGCAUAUUGUUUUGUGCAGAUUUGAGAGAAUAUUCACAUGAAAAUCUGUCGCAAACUGGAUGGUAACCUAGCUACAGACUAAAACAUCACCAACAUGUCACGAUCGUCUAAUGAGGGAGACCAAGGCGCAGCGUUGCGAGUGAACAUAUUCUAUUUAUUUAAAUGAUCACACGAACCAAAACAAAUAAACAACGAAUGCGUGACGUCUAUGGUACAACACGAACACACACGAACAAAAUCCCACAACCCGAAAGAAAAACAGACAGAUUAAAUAUGGCUCCCAAUCAGAGACAACCAGCCGACAGCUGACACUCGUUGCCUCUGAUUGGGAGUCACACCGGCAAACAUAGAAAAUAGACAACCUAGAACACCCACCAAAGAAACGGAAAACAUAGAAUGAACACACCCUGGCUCAACAUAAUGAGUCCCCGAGCCAGGGUGUGACAGUACCCCCCCCUAAAGGCGCGGACUGCGACCGCGCCUAAAUAAGAGCAAAAACGGGAGGGCUGGGUGGGCAUUCCUCCUCGGCGGCGGCUCCGGCUCCGGGCUUGACCCCCACUCCUUCUCGAACCCCCCAAAGUACCCCUGGUCCGGUCUGGCCCUGCUGGCCGGAGCUGGACUGAACACUGGUGGAGCGGAUUGCUCUAGCUCCGACGUGAAGUCUCUGACCGGUGCCGGACCAGCCACCGGUGGAACAGGCACGGGCCGUGCCGGACUGACGACGCACACCACUGGCUUGGUGUGGGGAGCAGGAGCGGGCCGAGCCGGGCCGUCGAAGCGCACCCCCGACCUGGUGCGGGGAACAGGCACGGGCCGUGCCGGACUGACGACGCACACCACAGGUUUGGUGCGGGGAGCAGGAACAGGCCGGGCCGGGCUGGCGACGCGCACCACAGGUUUGGUGCGGGGAGCAGGAACAGGCCGGGCCGGGCUGGCGACGCGCACCACAGACUUGGUGCGGAGAGCAGGAACGGGCCGGACCAGGCUGGCGACGCGUACCACAGGUUUGGUGCAGGGAGCAGGAACAGGCCGGGCCGGGCUGGCGACGCGCACCACAGACUCGAUGCGGGAAGCAGGAACAGGCCGGGCCGGGCUGACGACACGCACCACAGGCUCGAUGCGAGGAACAGGAACAGGCCGGACCGUACUGGGGACACACACCACUGGCCCUACGCAGGGAUCAGGAACGGGCCGGACCGGACUGGUAACACACCCCAGUACCUCUCGCCGUGCCUCCACACUUUCCCUCUCCUCUGUGACCAGUGGCCCCCUUAACCUGGCGGCCUCCUCUUCACACCCGCUGGACCGCUCCAUCGCGGCCUCCUUAUGCCCCGUCGUCCACGUCGUGAGCCCCCCCCUAAAAAUGUUCUGGGGUUCUCUCCUCCCCGUGGACCAGGCCUCCCUAGCUCUCGCCAGACUCUCGAUCCAUUGCUUCAUAGACCAGCCUCUCUCCUCUUCACUUAGCGUGGCCCAGCCGAAACUCCUACUCCCCUGAUCCAAGGUCCUUCCUCUCUCCUCUUCACGCUGCUUGGUCUGGUUUAGGUGGGAUUUUCUGUCACGAUCGUCUAAUGAGGGAGACCAAGGCGCAGCGUUGCGAGUGAACAUAUUCUAUUUAUUUAAAUGAUCACACGAACCAAAACAAAUAAACAACGAAUGCGUGACGUCUAUGGUACAACACGAACACACACGAACAAAAUCCCACAACCCGAAAGAAAAACAGACAGAUUAAAUAUGGCUCCCAAUCAGAGACAACCAGCCGACAGCUGACACUCGUUGCCUCUGAUUGGGAGUCACACCGGCAAACAUAGAAAAUAGACAACCUAGAACACCCACCAAAGAAACGGAAAACAUAGAAUGAACACACCCUGGCUCAACAUAAUGAGUCCCCGAGCCAGGGUGUGACAACUGGCAGCUGACUACAAGAUCAGGGACUGUUUUAAUGUUGUGACACAAACAUUUUUAUAUCUGUACAUAGUGCAGAAGUUUAUAUAAUGGUAUUUCUAUGCUUUAAUUUUUUUUUAAAUGUAAUUAUUUUCUUACAUAAAAACAUUGAUCCGAUGUAUCAUUCAUUCUACUGAUGAUGUAUUUGUUGAUGACCCCCAUGAAUUUAUGUCUGCAGAUUACAGAUUACAAGAUUACAAGACAAGAAGAAGAAGACACUGAUGUUUGAAUGGUCUUCUACUGUGACAUACAGCAUAGGAUAGCGUUUGUAUUGUUAAUAUAUAGGUAGUUAGUAAUUAAUGAAUCUACAUUUUCUUAUUAGGUACACUACAUGACCAAAAAUAUGUGGACACAUGCUUGUCGAACAUCUCAUUCCAAAAUCAUGGCAUUAAUAUGGAGUUGGUCCCCCCUUUGCUGCUAUAACAGCCUCCACUCUUCUGGGUUGGCUUUCCACUAGAUGUUGGAACAUUGCUGCAGGGGCUUCCUUCCAUUCAGCCACAAGAGCAUUAGUGAGGUUGGGCACUGAUGUUGGGCGAUUAGGACUGCUCGCAGUCGGCGUUCCAAUUCAUCCCAAAGGUGUUCGAUGGGGUUGAGGUCAGGGCUCUGUGCAGGCCAGUCAAGUUCUUCCACACCGAUCUGGACAAACCAUUUCUGUAUGGGCCUCGCUUUGAGCACGGGGACAUUGUCAUGCUGAAAUAGGAACGGGCCUUCCCCAAACUGUUGCCACAAAGUUGGAAGCACAGAAUCGUCUAGAAUGUAAUUGUAUGCUGUAGCGUUAAGAUGUCCCUUCACUGGAACUAAGGGGCCUAGCCCGAACAAUGAAAAACAGCCCCAGACCAUUAUUCCUCCUCCAAACUUUACAGUUGGCACUAUGCAUUGGGGCAGGUAGCGUUCUCCUGGCAUCCGGACUGCCAGAUGGGGAAGCGUGAUAAAUCACUCCAGAGAACGCGUUUCCACUGCUCCAGAGUCCAAUGACGGCAAGCUUUACACCACUCCAGCUGACGCAUUGCGCAUGGUGUUCUUAGGCUUGUGUGUGGCUGCUCGGCCAUGGAAACCCAUUUAAUGAAGCUCCCAACGAACAGUUUCUGUGCUGAUGUUGCUUCAAGAGGCAGUUUGGAACUCGGUAGUGAGUGUAGCAACCGAGUACAGACGAUUUUUACGCGCUUCAGCACUCGGCAGUCCCGUUCUGUGAGCUUGUGUGGCCUACCACUUCGCGGGUGAGUCGUUGUUGCUCCUAGACGUUUCCACUUCACAAUAACAGCACUUACAGUUGACCGGGGCAGCUCUAGCAGGGCAGAAAUUUGACUAACUGAUUUGUUGGAAAGGUGGCAUCCUAUGACGGUGCCACGUUGAAAGUCAUUGAGCUCUUCAGUAAGGCCAUUCUACUGCCAAUGUUUGUCUAUGGCGAUUGCAUGGCUGUGUGUUCGAUGUUAUACCCGUCAGCAACGGCUGUGGCUGAAAUAGCAGCUCCUUCAGGGUUAUCUAGACAACAGAAACAUAGAUCAUAAUAAACAUCACUGGAUUCUCUGAUUAUGGCCUCACCAAGGAUGAGGCUCCUGUCUUCCCUAUCCAGGGGCUUGUGUUGUUAUUCUACCAACUGUUUGUCCCUGAAGAGAGGUCCAUCCUGAAUGUGUUGUUGCUUCCCAGUAAUGUUGUGAUCAGGGAGGUCAGCAUAACAUUUCAUACCCCACUUCUAUCUGGCUGGAAUUCCACCAAGCUGGCAGUGUCAAACGCACAACAUGGAAACAAUAAAAUGUGCCCUGUGCCUCAAGAAUGCAUGUUCAUAUACUAGUUGAAAUCAGACCAGAGUCAAGUAAUUACAGUGGCUUGCGAAAGUAUUCACCUCCCUUGGCAUUUUUCCUAUUUUGUUGCCUUACAACCUGGAAUUAAAAUGGAUUUUUGGGGGGUUUGUAUCAUUUGAUUUACACAACAUGCCUACCACUUUGAAGAUGCAAAAUAUUUUUUAUACAAACAAGAAAUAAGACCAAAAAAACAGAAAACUUGAGCGUGCAUAACUAUUCACCCCUCCAAAAUCAAUACUUUGUAGAGCCACCUUUUUGCAGAAAUUACAGCUGCAAGUCUCUUGGGGUAUGUCUCUAUAAGCUUGGCACAUCUAGCCACUGGGAUUUUUGCCCAAUCUUCAAAGGCCAAACUGCUCCAGCUCCUUCAAAUUGGAUGGGUUCCGCUGGUGUACAGCAAUCUUUAAGUCAUACCACAGAUUCUCAAUUGGAUUGAGGUCUGGGCUUUGACAAGACAUUUAAAUGUUUCCCUUUAACCACUCAAGUGUUGCUUUAGCAGUAUGCUUAGGGUCAUUGUCCUGCUGGAAGGUGAACCUCCGUUCCAGUCUCAAAUCUCUGGAAGACAGAAACAGGUUUCCCUCAAGAAUUUCCCUGUUUUUAGCAGCAUCCAUCAUUCCUUCAAUUCUGACCAGUUUCCCUGUCCCUGCCAAUGAAAACAUCCCCACAGCAUGAUGCUGCCACGACCAUGCUUCACUGUGGGGAUGGUGUUCUCGGGGUGAUGAGAGGUGUUGGGUUUGCGCCAGACAUAGAGUUUUCCUUGAUGGCCAAAAAGCUCAAUUUUAAUCUCAUCUGACCAGAGUACCUUCUUCCAUAUGUUUGGGGAUUCUCCCACAUGGCUUUUGGCAAACACCAAACGUGUUUGCUUAUUUUUUUCUUUAAGCAAUGGCUUUUUUCUGGCCACUCUUCUGUAAAGCCCAGCUCUGUGGAGUGUUUGGCUUAAAGUGGUCCUAUGGACAGAUACUCCAAUUUCCGCUGUGGAGCUUUGCAGCUCCUUCAGGGUUAUCUUUGGUCUCUUUGUUGCCUCUCUGAUUAAUGCCCUCCUUGCCUGGUCCGUGAGUUUUGGUGGGCGGCCCUCUCUUGGCAGGUUUGUUGUGGUGCCAUAUUCGUUAAAUUUUUUAAUAAUGGAUUUAAUGGUGCUUAGUGGGAUGUUCAAAGUUUCGGAUAUUUUUUUAUAACCCAACCCUGAUCUGUACUUCUCCACAACUUUGUCCCUGACCUGUUUGGAGAGCUCCUUGGUCUUCAUGGUGCCGCUUGCUUGGUGGUGCCCCUUACUUAGUGGUGUUGCAGACUCUGGGGCCUUUCAGAACAGGUGUAUAUAUACUGAGAUCAUGUGACAGAUCAUGUGACACUUAGAUUGCACACAGGUGGACUUUAUUUAACUAAUUAUGUGACUUCUUAAGGUAAUUGGUUGCACCAGAUCUUAUUUAGGGGCUUCAAAGCAGAGGGGGUGAAUACAUAUGCACGCACCACUUUUCCAUUAUUUUUUUUUAGAAUUUUGUGAAAAAAAUAUUUUUUUCAUUUCACUUCAGCAAUUUGGACUAUUUUGUGUAUGUCCAUUUCAUGAAAUCCAAAUAAAAAUCAAUUUAAUUUACAGGUUGUAAUGCAACAAAAUAGGAAAAACGCCAAGGGGGAUGAAUACUUUUGCAAGGCACUGUAUGUCAAAGUACUUGAUGUGUGCUUGAUUUAGCUUUGAGUUUGCACUAUUGUGACUGUUUCAUUCGUUCCAUUAUGCAAGGCAAGCUAAAGUAAACACAGCUGAUUGAAACUAACAAAGCAGAUAUGUAUUGUGAUGAAAACAUAUGACCUACAAGCAACAUGUAUUUGAUUGAAGCACAAUUUAUAUGUCCAUUGUUGAUUCUCAAGGUGCAGGAUGAGAGGAAGACAAGGAAUGGAGACAAAGAGACCUUGAUUGAAACAACUCCUCACUGCAAUCUAACCCCGAACAAACCAUACAUCCUCUCCACAAAUAUUACACAUGGAUAUAGGAUCAACCCAACAGUAAUAUCUAUAAGCCAUGAAGAGAUUACAACUUUAGAUAUUUAUUUAGCUGUGACCUCAGUAUAUUCACAUUACAUGUAAGAUCGUAGAUACUGACUCUUGCUUUGUGUUCCAGACAGCAGAAUUUGUGGAUUUCCAAUCCUAUGAAAACUACUUCUCCACUUUUCAGUUGUUCUUAAAAACUGUUGUUAAAGAGUUUGAUCUUCUUCUGAAAGAAAAGGGCAGUACUGAAAAUGUAUGGAACGGACUUGUCUGGUUGCCAGGUAACGGAAAUGUAGAGCUAAACUCAAAUGAAGGUGUGGUGCAG
Molecule: messenger RNA, 23291 nt
Organism: Coregonus sp. 'balchen'
Lineage: Eukaryota; Metazoa; Chordata; Actinopteri; Salmoniformes; Salmonidae
Source: the annotation of a GenBank genome assembly